Owenia fusiformis is the source of this 2876-nucleotide messenger RNA. The record is from the annotation of a GenBank genome assembly. Lineage: Eukaryota; Metazoa; Annelida; Polychaeta; Sabellida; Oweniidae.
GCGAAAUUCAAUAUGUACAUUGACUCAUGUCAGCUGUGAGAUCAGUAAUAUACAUUCUAUUAUAACCAUAACAUGGAUUAAUACAAAUGAAGUAGAGGGACUUGAUCACACCAUAUAUAUAGAAAUUGAGUCAUUCGUGAUAACCCAAACAUAGAGGUCUAACUGGAGGAGGAUGUGACCAUAGCGAGGGUGACCUCAAAGGUCACACCUUGCAAGAAAAUGAUCAUGGCGAGAAAAACCAAAACAAGAAUUUGGAGGAAUUAUGUUGCCGAAACUCUCAUAUGGGCUCUUAUCUAUACUGGCUGCUUAUUUGUGUUUCGUCAACAAGCAUCAUUUGUUGUGGCCGGUACCUCAGUGAAUAACAACGUAACAACAGCAGACACUAUAAAGCCGAAAGCUAUACCCAUACAGGAAGGAGAAUUACAACAUGUACCUAAAGAAAAACUUGCAAAAUUCACAAAAAAAUUCAAGUCACUCGUGGAGGAAAAUGAAAGGAUUGUUGAUGAGUAUAAGUCUCUUCUGGGAUACACAUUGGAUGUUGAAGUUGAGAAGGAACGAACAGAUCGACGAUUUGAUUGUAGAUUUACAAGCCCAAUAACAUCUGAAACAGUAGGUACACAUAUUGACACCUUGACUGAUUCUGACAGAACGCGAGUACAUUCCAAAACAAUGCACACACCCCUUAACCAAGAUGACCCAGACCAUGACAUGACAAUAGCAGUUGACAUGAACUCAAACGAUGAGUACAACAAGAACCUCCAAGUCAUCCCAAUAGUUGAGCAGUGUGACUCCUCGUCUCAGACCGAAUAUCUAGACAUGAUGGUGAUAAGUAGGGAGAAUAAAGUGAAAAUCGACAAGCUUCCACCAACUAAGUACUGGAAGGAAUUGAGAGCGAACCAACGACAGCAGUGGAAUAUAUGUCUCGUCAACGUGACCAACAACGACACAUUUGUAAAAGAUGCGUGUAUAGAAACAGAAGUGACUUCAACCAUUUCCUGUCAAACAGACGACGAGAUGUCAUCUAGCAUUUUUGACAACUAUAUUCAAGAAAGAUUCCUACAUGACCUUACAUUCAGCCCUCAAAAAUGUCGACUGUAUGAUGAUACAGGCACCGAGAAGCUAGAAGAUAUAGAAUUCUGGAAUGCUGAAGACGUCAAGUCAGUCUGGUCAGCUUCUUCCUCAAGUUCACGAUCUUCUCGAUCCAGAUGUGCCAGUCUGAGCUCAUUGACGUCCGGGGCUGAUAGUUUUGAACAGAUGUGUGGGACACCGGAUAAACUAAGUCACAAAUCGUUUAAUGAUAGCGCUAUCGAGCUUUGCAGCCUAAGAAGUCAAACAAGUUCACCCGGGGAAGCACAGCCCAAUAGUAAUCAGACAGAAAUAAUGGAAGUGAGACGCAGACCAAAACAGAAUAGACGAAGAAGUUCCCAGGAUAUCAACAACAGAGACAGUGCCAUCAGUAUGACGUUUACCGAUUCUGAGUCGAAUAUAAGCGAGAGCUUAAAUGAUAUGAAUCAGGGCGUAAACUUUGAUUUGGGAGAUUCCUUGGUACUAAGCCCAAAACAGGCCGAUAGAAACGAACUCAGAAGGGCCUAUAGACAGAAUCAUACUGAUGAAGAACGAUUAAAGUCAAAGAAGGAUUACAAUGGAACUAACAAACACACAUUUAAAGGAAACAAAAGUAUAGUUUCCGAGAUGGAACUAUUGACGAGUUCCGAUACUAGCACCCAGUACGAGAAGUUGGGGCAGAUGUCAAUAUCUUCCCAAUGUAGUGUUAAGUCGCGUGACAGUGAAACGCAAUAUGAACCCAAAGAAAUGAAACCCAUUACAAAUAACUGCGGAAUUCAGUGCUCCGGAGCAACGAGUGACGCAGACAUAACAGAGGUCGGAUCACAGCACGAAAAGUAUUGGUUGAGUCAGGGAACACAAUACGAGAUGAAUGAUAUACAGCACGACCUACCCGGGGUAUCUAUUAAUAGAAACACACCGAUAAGUAACUCCCCCAGAUUGAACAAAGAUGAGGUGACGAAGAACCAUUCGCGAGAAUCUAGUAACAGAGGGACCCAGAAAGACGCUGCUGUAGAAGAACAGACAAACGCAAAAGGGAACAUAGAAGGUCUUUCUAACAGCAUCAUAGAAACAUCUAACAGAACGCAAGAAUAUGAAGAUCAUGGAGAUGGAAAGGAUGAUGUGGACAACACAUCAAAUGAAACGACACCUGGUAAAUUGGCAAAACCUUUCUCGAGAGAAAAUCUUCUCAGGGUUCUUGAGGAAUCCUUCCCAGACGUUAAACAUCCGAGAUUCUUUUCCGAUAUUGUGGAAUAUGCCAUGAAUAUAUCUCCUAGAUUCGUUGCUAAGAAUAUGAAGCAAGGUGAGAAGAAGGAUAUAGAACAAGAAGAGAUAUAUGAAAACUUAAUAUUGGCAAAGACUGUUGAAGUGGGAAUUCCUAACAUGACUGAAACUGGUGUCCAAACGGAUAAAAUACCAUGGCUUGCGAGCCAACCAUUAAUUGACUAUCCUCCCAUGAGUCAGAUUAUUAGAGUUGUUAGACCAGGACCUCCCAUGGUAUUUGAACGAUGUAAACCAUACAAACCGAUUAUAUUCAGAAGAUAGAUACAUACGGCUUUGACGAUUUCUUACACACUUAACUAUUUAACUUAGUAAUAAGAAAAUAUUUUGGAAGAUAUAUUUUUUAGUUCUAGAUAAUACUUUUUGAACAAAGCUUAAAAUGGAACCUAUCAGAGAAGCUAAUAUAAAAGUAUGCUUGAGUUUUCUAAUGAUUGGACAUCGUUUGUGAUAGAAAAUGGCACAACCACCCAUUUAAUCAAGAACUAAAAAUACAACUACUUACGAAGUAAUAUUUACCUCUUAUUUUAUAC